Molecule: messenger RNA, 3224 nt
Organism: Drosophila suzukii
Lineage: Eukaryota; Metazoa; Arthropoda; Insecta; Diptera; Drosophilidae
Gene: Sp1
Product: transcription factor Sp8
Biological process (GO): regulation of transcription by RNA polymerase II
Molecular function (GO): RNA polymerase II cis-regulatory region sequence-specific DNA binding; DNA-binding transcription factor activity, RNA polymerase II-specific
Source: RefSeq, a predicted model, not a curated record
CAAGCCUUUGAACGAUCAGCGACGACGGCGUUACUUUUGGCGCGGAUACAGCAGCGACACUUUUUUUUCUCGUUGGCAGGCGCCUCCUGUCACCCAACAAGCAAACCAAACCGAUAAACAAACAAAUAAACAAGCCAACUGGCCAACAAACAAAGCAUAAACAAAGCAUAAACAAACAUAAACAAGCCAACAACCCAGCAGACAAGCUAAAUCGAAAAACAACUGUGCAUUUUUGGUUCGAGAUUCCUUUAAUUUGAUCGCUUACAUUUCUUUUUUUGCCUGUGUUCCUUACUACAAAAAUCCCCUAAAGUAUUAUAUCUAAAAUCCAAUAACCAGUGACAAUAAGAGCAGUCAAACAUUGCAACUGUAGAGGGCAAACACAUCAGCAAACAUCAGCCGACGGCCGAGUGAACAAAAGUGCAGCGCCGACGGACUCACAAAAAAGAUACAGAUACAGAUACGGAUACUAUCUGGGCUAAUCCUUACGCGAUUUGCUGCCCAUUUGCUUUUUUUCUGAGUGCGUGUGUGCUUGUGCUGUGCUGUGCUGUGCUUGCCAAUCCCAAAAUACACACAUGUCCAUGUCCUUUAUGUCUCUAUUUCCCUUACUCUCUUCAGUAAAAACCAGUGAGCCUCUUCUGCAACAAUAGCCACAGAAAGCAAAAAAGAAAAGAUACGAAAAGUAUAGAAAACCAAACCAGAAGACGAACCCUAACCAUUGUGCGAACCCAAGUGGCCGCAAAACAAUUGAAAAAAAGACACCAUCAUUGUGCGCCUCAAAUUGACAGCGGCAGCAGCAGCAGCAGCAACGACCACUGCAACUGCAACUGCAACUGCAGCAGCAACAUCGGCGGCAGCAGCAGCAACAUACACUGCGACAAACAUGCUAACGGACAUGACCCCCACAGCCGGUCAGCUCUACGGAUCCCAGAUCCCGGCCAUGGGCAUGAACAUCACCAACAUCGCCACACACUUGCAGAAGCCACAAGUUAAUCCGGACCAUCCCAGUUUGAGGGGAACCCCUCUCGCCAUGUUGGCCGCCCAGUGCAACAAGCUCUCGAACAAAUCCCCACCCCCUUUGGCCGACGCCGCUGUGGGCAAGGGCUUCCAUCCGUGGAAGAAGAGCCCCAACUCCCCGGCAGCGGGCUCCAGUGGCUCAUCCGGAGGGGGAAACGGCGGAGGAAGCAGCGCCGGCCAGCACUCGCCCUGCGCCAUCUCAGCGGCCAGCUCGUCGAGCUCCAGCGGAUCCAGCGGAGGACAGUCCUCCAGGAGCCUCUCCGCCAGCGCCAGCACCAUGGUGAACAUCACAGCUAGCAUCUAUCCUUACAGUCGCCCCCUGGCCUCCUCCUGCGCGGCGGUGGGCGGGGGCUCCGCCUCCUCGGGCGGUGGCUCCUCCUCCUCCGCCGCCUCCGGAUCGCACUCCUCCUCCGCCUCCGCCUCCUCCUCGUCGGCCUCCGCGAUGGCGGCCGCCUACGGGUCGGAUCUUUACUUCCCGAACGCCUCCACCUCGAACAUGGACAACCAUCACAUGCACCAGGGCCUCCUCGGCAAGGUGGAGGCCGGAGCGGCGGCCUUCGGGGGCGUCUACUCCCGCCACCCCUACGAUUGGCCCUUCAAUGCCGUGAGCCACAAGGAGGCGGCCAGCGUGAACUCCGGCUGGUGGGACAUGCACAGUGCCGCCGGCUCCUGGCUGGACAUGGGUGGUGCGGGCAUGCACUCCACGAUGGCCAACUACGCCAGCGAGAACUACAGCUCGGCGCUGAGUCACUCGCUCCUGGGAUCCGGCCAGCACUUGCUGCAGGACACCUACAAGAGCAUGUUGCCCGGCCAGGGAGUGGGCGUGGGCGGCGGCGUUGGCAUUGGAGUGGGCGUGGGCAUGGGUGGCUUCUCCCUGCCCCACAGCUCCCCGUCGGCGGCAGCGGCGGCGGCAGCAACGGCAGCGGCAGCAGCCGCCGGUGGUUCACCCCAGGGUGGCUCACCCUCAACGCCGUCGCCGCGAUCCCAGCGGCGGUAUGCCGGACGGGCCACCUGCGAUUGCCCCAAUUGCCAGGAGGCGGAGCGCCUGGGCCCAGCCGGCGUCCAUCUGCGCAAGAAGAACAUCCACUCGUGCCACAUACCCGGCUGUGGCAAGGUGUACGGGAAGACGUCGCAUCUGAAGGCUCACCUGCGGUGGCACACCGGCGAGCGUCCCUUUGUGUGCAACUGGCUGUUCUGCGGCAAGCGCUUCACGCGCUCCGACGAGCUGCAACGGCACUUGAGGACGCACACCGGCGAGAAGCGCUUUGCAUGCCCCGUGUGCAACAAGCGGUUUAUGCGCAGCGACCAUUUGGCCAAGCACGUGAAGACGCACAAUGGCACGGCCGGCCACCAGGUCAAUGGCCAUGGUGGCCAUGGGCUGAAGAAGGGCUCCUCGGAAUCGUGCAGCGAUUCGGAGGAGGCCGCCAACCAGUCGGGCGAGUCCAACGGGCUGGGCGGCGUGGGCAGUGGCCCUCAGACGGGCGGGGUCGGUGGCGGCGGGGGUGGCUCGGGUCCAGCUUCCGGUUCCGGAUUGGCCAGCGGCAGUGGAAGUGGAAAUGGAAGUGGCGCAGGAGGCAACUCCUCCUCCGGUGGCGGCGGCGGCUCCAGCUCCACCUCCAAUUCCAACUCCAACUCCGGUGGGUCGAGCGGCUCCGUUUCCGGUUCCGGUUCUGGGAGCAGCCAUCCCGGCACCCCGACCUCGCUGCACGCGCACAGCGCCAAUGGCACGUCCAGCAGCCUGCUGGGCGGCGGUCUGCACCUGGCCACGCCGCACCAGAUGGUCGCCGCGGGCGGUUCGCCGGUGAUGCUCCACCAGCAGCAGCAGCAACAGCAGCAGCAGCAGCAACAACAGCAGCAGCAGCAACAUCAGCAGCAGCAGCAGCAACACCAGCAGCAGCAGCAGCAGCAGCAACACCAUCAGCAGCAACAGCAGCAACACCACCAACACCUUCAUCAGCAAUUCGGCCAGCAGCAGCAGCAGCAUCCCCAUCACCACCUGCACCACCAUGCCCACCACUCGCACCACCUGGCCACCGGUGGCUCACCUGGCCUGGAUCCCAGCUCCCUGGUGGACAUCAAGCCUCCCAUGGUUUGAGGUUCGCUGGGACCCUUCCUCUUCACCAACUAAGGAAUGGGUUCCAUCUCUAAUAUAUCUGAUAAUAUAUCAUCUAAAAGCUAUCCGGCGGUUGUACAUAUUCGAUAAAGCCCGC